Sorex fumeus (smoky shrew) is the source of this 555-nucleotide messenger RNA. RefSeq names its product signal-regulatory protein beta-1-like. The record is from RefSeq and is a predicted model, not a curated record. Gene Ontology annotation, cellular component: plasma membrane. The coding region runs from base 1 to 555 and encodes 184 amino acids. Lineage: Eukaryota; Metazoa; Chordata; Mammalia; Eulipotyphla; Soricidae. The transcript has 4 exons. Gene Ontology annotation, biological process: positive regulation of T cell activation; positive regulation of phagocytosis.
AUGUAUGAAAGUUCAAGUGGAGACAUCAUAGGAACCAAGCUGACUCAACUGCUAGGACUCACAGGAGUGGCCGGGCAGGAUGUGGAGCUGCAGGUGAUCCAGCAUGACAAGUUCAUGUCAGUGGCCACAGGAGAGACGGCCACUCUGAACUGCUCCCUGACUUCUCUGAUUCCCGUGGGCCCUGUCAAGUGGUUCAGGGAGAGAAUGGGUGACCGGGGAGAGAUCUACAACUUUGGAGGCAAAGGCCACUACCCUCGAGUGACCAGUGCUUCAAAUGCAACCAAGAGAGACAACUUGGACUUUUCCAUCCGCAUCCGUGACAUGAACAAGGCCGACACGGGCCUCUACUACUGUGUGAAGUUCCAGAAGGGAAGCAUGGAAGAUAGGGAGUUCAAGUCUGGGCUAGGCACAUGGGUCAUUGUAAGUGCUAAGGGCGCUACUGUGACUUCCAGGGUAAAGGGAAAAAGAAGAACUUUUCAGAGUUGUUACAGCCUCUUCACCCACAUUGAUACUGGCUACCACUUUGGAAAGGGUAAAGACAAGAGAAAGAAGUGA